Nannospalax galili (Upper Galilee mountains blind mole rat) is the source of this 719-nucleotide messenger RNA. It is a transcript of the gene Gng14, whose product is annotated as G protein subunit gamma 14. Gene Ontology annotation, biological process: G protein-coupled receptor signaling pathway. The record is from RefSeq and is a predicted model, not a curated record. Gene Ontology annotation, molecular function: G-protein beta-subunit binding. Bases 1 to 318 code for a protein of 105 amino acids. NCBI's taxonomy places the organism in Eukaryota, Metazoa, Chordata, Mammalia, Rodentia, Spalacidae. The transcript has 3 exons. Gene Ontology annotation, cellular component: heterotrimeric G-protein complex.
AUGACAAAGAUGAAGUCAGUGGGGAGGAGGAAGAAUUUAGACAUGAUGGAGAAAUUGAUGAAGAUGAGGAUGAAGAGGAGGAAGAAAUCGGGAAAGAUGUCAUCCAGCAAGGUAGCCAUUGGCAGUGACAUUGGACAGGCCCGCCGGACAGUGGAGCAACUGCGGAUGGAAGCAGGCAUCGACCGUGUGAAGGUAUCCAAGGCAGCCACGGAUCUGCUACAGUUCUGCAUGGAGCAGGCCAAGAGUGACCCCUUUCUCGUGGGCAUCCCAGCUGCCACCAACCCUUUCAAGGAGAAGAAGCCCUGUGUUAUCUUAUGAACCUACAACACCACCUCCAGGACCCUGGACCCCCCCCCCCGGGGGGGUGCUCAAUAAACAUAAAGUGAUUGUUCUUGGGGUACUUGAGUGUGCUGAAGUGGGACACCUAGGGGUUCUGUGGUCUUGUGGGGGCAGUACACACCUGGCCAGGACUCCCUCUCUGCCCACCUCCAGGGGUCACAGCAGCAGCAGUGUCUGCUCACCUGGAACCCUGGGAGGCCUGCAUCUCCACUGACCCACAUACACAUACCUGCAAGGUAGCUGGAGCAGAUGCCUACUUGCUCCAUAUUUUUUGGGGUUCCAGUCAGAAUCUACAUGCCACACAGCCCAUAAGCAUCUCACCAGGUUACUUCAGACACUGAUGCCCACAGUCUUUGGGGCUGGAGUUCACAGGCACACAU